AUGGCCUGGGCACGCCUUGCCUCCCGCUCCCGUCUGCGCCCCGCGGCCUCCGCCGUCGGCCGACCUCCACACGCCUCACCGCCGGCUCCGCCUCCGUCCCCGCCUACCACAACACGCACGGUACCUGCGGCCACUUCCGCGCCACCGCUCCGGCGUCUCCUCCUCCUUCCACGGUACGGGUUUGCUGCCGCCGCGUCCUCGGCGUCGACCGCGCGGCUGCUCGGUGCCCGGUGGCCCCAGGGGCACGGUAGGAGGUGCUUCGCGAGCGAGGCCUCCGCGGCGCAGGCGCCGCCGGGGGAGGCCUCUGAGCUGGUGGAGGUGCCACUGGCGCAGACUGGGGAAGGCAUCGCCGAGUGCGAGCUGCUGCGCUGGUUCGUCGCCGAGGGUGACCAAGUAGAUGAAUUCCAGCCACUCUGUGAAGUACAGAGUGACAAAGCAACUAUUGAGAUAACAAGUCGUUUCAAGGGAAAAGUACAUCAGAUUCACUUUGGCCCUGGUGACAUAGUCAAGGUUGGUGAAACUUUACUGAAAAUGAUUGUGGGUGACAGCCAAAUUGUUUCCCCAGAUAAUAUAGUUCCAUCCGCUGAUAAGUCCCUUGGAGUUUCCUUAAGUGAAGGAAAUGUUCCUAGUGGAACUCUCUCUACACCAGCUGUUAGGCAUCUAGCAAAGCAGUAUGGGAUCAACAUAAAUGAAAUCGUUGGAACUGGGAAAGAUGGUAGGGUUUUGAAAGAAGAUGUGUUGAAUUAUGCUGUCAGCAAAGGUGUUCGCAAAGAACAAUUGUCAGCUUUGGAAGGGAACAUUGGUCAAGUUGAGUUACUGGAGGAAGGGAAAUCAUUACUCCAUGAGCACUUGUAUGAAGAUAAGAAAAUCCUUCUCAGGGGAUACCAGAGAUCAAUGGUCAAAUCAAUGAGCCUGGCUGCAAAAGUUCCACAUUUUCAUUAUCUCGAGGAAAUAAACUGUGAUUCUCUUGUACAACUAAAGACCACAUUUCAAAAUGAGAACAAGGAUCAUACUAUCAAGCACACUUUCCUUCCGUUCCUCAUAAAAUCACUUUCUAUGGCACUGAGUAAAUACCCUAUGUUGAACAGCUCUUUCAUCGAGGAAACUAACGAAGUUGUGUUCAAAGGGUCCCACAACAUUGGGGUGGCGAUGGCUACAGCACAUGGAUUAGUCGUGCCAAACAUCAAGAAAGUGCAGUCCCUAUCAAUAUUGGAGAUCACGAAGGAAUUGGCGCGAUUGCAUGAGAUGGCAUCGCACAACAGGCUAAGCGCUGCAGAUAUUGAAGGUGGCACUAUAACACUUAGCAACAUAGGUGCCAUUGGUGGCAAGUUUGGCUCUCCACUUCUGAACCUACCUGAAGUUGCCAUCAUUGCCCUUGGGCGGAUUCAAAAACUUCCUCGCUUUGAUGAUGACGAAAACGUUUACCCUUCAUCCAUAAUCAAUGUUACUCUUGGAGCCGAUCACCGAGUGGUUGACGGGGCCACGGUUGCAAGAUUCUGUAACGAGUGGAAGAGCCUCGUGGAGAAGCCAGAGCUGCUCUUGUUGCAUAUGCGAUGA
Messenger RNA from Miscanthus lutarioriparius, 1557 nucleotides. Lineage: Eukaryota; Viridiplantae; Streptophyta; Magnoliopsida; Poales; Poaceae. The record is from the annotation of a GenBank genome assembly.